Messenger RNA from Colius striatus (speckled mousebird), 2517 nucleotides. RefSeq names its product G1 to S phase transition 1 (gene GSPT1). Gene Ontology annotation, molecular function: GTP binding; GTPase activity; translation release factor activity. The record is from RefSeq and is a predicted model, not a curated record. Gene Ontology annotation, biological process: translation. Gene Ontology annotation, cellular component: translation release factor complex. NCBI's taxonomy places the organism in Eukaryota, Metazoa, Chordata, Aves, Coliiformes, Coliidae. The transcript is spliced from 15 exons. The coding region runs from base 206 to 2074 and encodes 622 amino acids.
UAAAAACUCCUAAAAUGGCGGCAGGAGAGGCUGCGGGGAGGCGGUACGGGAGCUCCGGGAGGCCAUACUGCGCUCGCGUCGGGGCGGUGGAGUACACGCGGAAUCGCCGGAGCGAGUGCUGAGUCGGUGCCGCCGCCGGCUUCCCCCUUACCCCGGACGCUGGGAGACGCUUCGGGGCCGCAGAGGCUUGUGGGGCAGCCACAAAAUGGAGGCGAACGGGAGCGGCAGCGGGAGCAGCAGCGACUCGGCUCCCGACUGCUGGGAUCAGGCGGACAUCGAGCCGGGCAGCGGCGCCGGCCCGGGGUCCGCCCCGCCAGCCGCGGAGGCCGAGGCCCAGCAGGAGCUGCUCGGGGCGGCCUUCAGCCGGCAGCUCAACGUCAACGCCAAGCCCUUCGUGCCCAACGUCCACGCCGCCGAGUUCGUGCCGUCCUUCCUGAGGGGCGGCCCGGCGCCCGGCCUGCCGCCACCCUCACCUCCGCCCGGCCUGCCGCCGCCGCCGCCCCACGGUGCACCUGUAGAGACUUCUCCAGAGGAGCAGACAGCCUCUUGUGAAGAUUCAAAUGCUGCUGUUAACAUGGAAAUUUCAGAAUCUGUUGUGGAAAAUGGAGAGACGGAAAUGUCCCCAGAAGAGUCAUGGGACCACAAAGAAGAAACAAGUGAAACAGAGCUAGGAAGUGGUCCCACAGGGGAUGCAGGGCCUUCUGAAGAAAGUGCUCAGGAAAUGAUGGAAGAGGAGGAGGAGAUACCAAAACCGAAAUCUGUUGUAGCACCACCAGGUGCUCCGAAAAAAGAACAUGUAAAUGUAGUAUUCAUUGGGCACGUAGAUGCUGGCAAGUCAACUAUUGGAGGACAAAUAAUGUAUUUGACAGGAAUGGUUGACAAAAGAACACUUGAAAAAUAUGAAAGAGAAGCUAAAGAAAAAAACAGAGAAACAUGGUACCUUUCAUGGGCCUUAGACACAAACCAAGAAGAACGAGACAAAGGUAAAACAGUAGAAGUGGGUCGUGCCUAUUUUGAAACUGAGAAGAAACACUUCACUAUUCUAGAUGCUCCUGGACAUAAGAGCUUUGUUCCAAAUAUGAUUGGUGGGGCUUCUCAAGCUGAUCUUGCCGUGCUGGUUAUUUCUGCAAGAAAAGGAGAGUUUGAAACUGGAUUUGAGAAAGGUGGACAAACAAGAGAACAUGCCAUGUUAGCAAAAACAGCAGGUGUAAAACAUUUAAUAGUUCUUAUUAAUAAAAUGGAUGAUCCAACUGUAAACUGGAGUAAUGAAAGAUAUGAGGAAUGUAAAGAGAAACUGGUGCCAUUUUUGAAGAAAGUUGGCUUCAAUCCCAAAAAGGAUAUUCAUUUCAUGCCCUGCUCAGGACUGACUGGAGCAAACCUUAAAGAACAGUCAGAAUUCUGCCCUUGGUAUAUUGGAUUACCUUUUAUUCCGUACCUGGAUAAUUUGCCAAACUUCAAUCGUUCAGUUGAUGGACCCAUCAGGCUGCCAAUUGUGGAUAAAUAUAAGGAUAUGGGCACUGUGGUCCUUGGGAAGCUGGAGUCAGGCUCUAUUUGCAAAGGACAACAGCUUGUGAUGAUGCCAAACAAGCACAAUGUGGAAGUUCUUGGAAUCCUUUCUGACGAUGUAGAAACUGAUUCAGUUGCCCCAGGAGAAAAUCUAAAAAUCAGACUGAAGGGAAUUGAAGAGGAAGAGAUCCUUCCAGGAUUUAUUCUUUGUGAUCUCAACAACCUCUGUCAUUCUGGACGUACGUUUGAUGCCCAGAUAGUGAUAAUCGAGCACAAAUCCAUUAUCUGCCCAGGUUAUAAUGCUGUGCUGCACAUCCACACCUGUAUUGAAGAAGUUGAGAUAACAGCCUUAAUCUGCUUGGUAGACAAAAAAACAGGAGAAAAAAGUAAGACACGGCCCCGUUUUGUGAAACAAGAUCAAGUAUGCAUUGCCCGUUUAAGGACAGCAGGAACUAUCUGCCUUGAGACAUUCAAAGAUUUCCCUCAGAUGGGUCGUUUUACCUUAAGAGAUGAGGGUAAGACCAUUGCAAUUGGAAAAGUUCUGAAACUGGUUCCGGAGAAGGACUAAGCAUUUUUCUCAAAGACCCCCCCGCACAAUACUGUGAGGCAAAUCGACUCUGCAAAGCCUACUUCACACCGCCUUCUUAUUUUCUGCCCAUUGAUAAACUUCUCCCCAUAUUUUGCAAAGACAAAUUUCACAGCAAAGGUCCACAUUAUGUCAGCUUUCUCAUAUUGAGAGCUCUGCUAUGCCACUGUUGAAUUUUCCCAAAAAAAGAAUUUUUGUUUUCUCCCAAAUUCUGCUUCCUUGGAAAGAUUCGGCAAUAGCUUUGUAAGUGAUGUGGACAUCAUUGCCUAUAAUUAUGAGAAUCUAAAAGGAUUUUUAAUGUUUAAUUUCCCCCAGCAUAUAUAUAGUAAGACCUCUUUUUUCCAGGCAGAUCAUUCAGAGUGUGCGAGUGUGUGUGCACAUGUUACAAAGAUGACUACCAUGUUAAUAAACUAUUCAAUUUGAAA